Camponotus floridanus (Florida carpenter ant) is the source of this 862-nucleotide messenger RNA. Its product is annotated as putative odorant-binding protein A10. Bases 231 to 593 code for a protein of 120 amino acids. The record is from RefSeq and is a predicted model, not a curated record. The transcript is spliced from 3 exons. NCBI's taxonomy places the organism in Eukaryota, Metazoa, Arthropoda, Insecta, Hymenoptera, Formicidae.
ACACUUUAGUAUUUAGGAAGGGGAGGAAAGGCCACAGACACGUACCUCUCUAGGCCCAGUGCAUCGCGUGAUUUCAUGGUGAGAGGAUCAACGUAGCUAUCAACCAAAAGGAACAUUUGAGACUUUUUUGACAGAUCAUUUCUCAUUGUCUCGAUCAAUACCGCUGAUCUUACAAAAUAUUCCUGAUCAAGCGGCGCGAUUUGGAACACCGAUCAACCUUGGAUUUUGGCAUGGCUCUGACAAUCAAGUUUCUUAUCCUCGCCUGCGUCCUGUUCACCGCAACGAUGGCAGACGAAUCGGACAAUAGCGAGGGACAGCAAUCCGGCAGAUCGCGAGUUUCUGAUGAACAACUGAACAUAGCAUUGAGCGACAAGCGUUACUUGACCAGACAGCUUAAGUGCGCCCUGGGAGAAGCGCCAUGCGAUCCCGUUGGGCGACGCUUGAAAAGCUUGGUGCCAUUGGUUUUGAGAGGCUCCUGCCCGCAAUGCAGUCCGGAAGAAACACGUCAGAUCAAGAAGGUCCUUUCUCACAUUCAGCGAUCCUUUCCGAAGGAGUGGAGCAGGGUAGUGCAACAAUACGCUGGAGUUUCAUAAACGAGAGAUGAUAUAAGCCGACUACGAGGCUGAAUGUACAAAAAUAUAGUAACGGAAUAUACAAAAGAAUAUAUAAUGGCUAUCUACAUCUAUGAGAGAGGCGAGAAACAACAUCGUACAUUCAUUCAUUCGAUGAUAUUAUCGUUAAGCAUCGAAAAAAUAUAUUUUAGCCAAAAGAGAUAUAUCACCACGAUGUACAUAUCAGAUAAAAAUCUAUUAACACAUAUAAAAUGUACAUGAAAUGUGUAUUGAUCUGUUAUUUGAAAUGU